UAAGAAUGACAGGACAGACUUCAUCCCACAGCAAUCCAACAGCUCCAACAUCCAUAUCCUACACUCACCUGCACAAGCCCUCAUUGUAUUAUCAUGCCUUCCAAGACCAAAAAGUCGCUUGAGGCUCUCAUGACCUAUAUCAAGCAGUCGAAAAGCCGCCGCACUACGAUUUUGCAUGGCCAAGGCGAGCCCGGUCACCGAGCUGCCCCAGCGCGUGGGGGAAACCAUGAUGCGAGAAUCGGAAGCCGCAUCGACGUUGGAGAAAUCAUCAAGAAAGCUGGGAAGGAAUAUCGACGGUACAAAUUCCAGCUCAAUUCGAACGCGCAAGAUUCCACUCUCAAGAAAAAGGCUGCCCAAGAUUCCCACAUGGUUUAUUCGACUGCAGAUCUGGAGAUUAGAGGGGAUAGGACCGAGGAGGAAGAGGAACAGGCGAUGCGUGACUUCGAGGAGCAAUUGUCAAAGAACUUAAGAGAAUAAUGUGGUGAUUAAUAUAGCCACCUGGUAUUAUCUGAUUGUUUGCUGGGACUCGAUCGGGUACAUUGUCUGUUUAGAUUCGCAAUUGUCUCCGUAUUUUGGGCAACAAUGGAAAGUUCCAAGAUAAGCUUAAAUGAAUGGGAGGGG
Messenger RNA from Aspergillus wentii DTO 134E9, 621 nucleotides. RefSeq lists its product as uncharacterized. The transcript is spliced from 2 exons. The record is from RefSeq and is a predicted model, not a curated record. The coding region runs from base 94 to 477 and encodes 127 amino acids. NCBI's taxonomy places the organism in Eukaryota, Fungi, Ascomycota, Eurotiomycetes, Eurotiales, Aspergillaceae.